GGUGUGGGUUGAGAUGGAGAAGCAGGGUGGGCAGCAGCCACUGCUGCUCCCCUUCUGCAGGCCUCAAGGCAUGGGUGCAGUUAUCUCUACAAAUGCCUUAAUGGAACAGUUGUAUCUAAAAUAUCAACAGAGACCAUGGAGUGAAACUCUGAAACUUGUCCAUUUUUGCAUGGAUAAGCCACGUCGAUCUCCUGUUGGUAAUGCUUCCGAUGGUCUGCUGCUUUCAUGCAUGGAGAAGUUGCAGAGGACACUAAGUGAUAGAUCUUUGUUUUCUGUGAUGAACAGAUUGGAAUCUUUAUCCAAACAAAAAGGGCUUAACUCUCAUGUUAGCCCCAGUGGGACUGCCUGCUACAUAACCUCGAACAUGUUUUAUAUAGAAGUGCAGCUCGAGAAGGAUGGAAGGGUGAUGGAUGCAAAGCUGGCUCACCUUGGAGAGGCUCCUGUGAUUUGUGAUGACUUGGUGCAGCACCUAAGGAUGAAGAAUUAUGACGCAUUUGGAAAGAUUCUAGAAGACCUGUCAAAUCUGUAUCAAAUUCCAGGAAACAGCGAAAUGAAAGCUAAGGGUUACCUUGCACUGCAGUCCCUUGAGAAAGAUCUUUAUUCAAUGUCUCUUCUACACAGAACACAGGAUGUAAACAGAGUUACUGAAGUACUUCAUGGAAAAGUAGGACACCUGGUGCCAAGAACUGGAGGAACUCCUAUGAACACUGAAUUUUACAUUUCUCCAUAUCAAAUUUUGGAAGCAGAGCUCAAUCCUGGUUCUCUGGUGUGUGGAACAAAAGCAGUUGUAACUGUUGAAGGCACAGAUACGCUCCACAAGCUUCCUCUUUCUCCACUACUUGUAGACUCUCAAGCUGGAGAAGAUGGCAACCCUACUUUUUUACCACUGACUAAUGAACUCAGCAUGGAUUUGUCAGCUUAUUUUUUGUUGAAGUUUCAUCAGCCUAUUCCUCUGUCCUUAUCCAAUAUUGAAGAGAUACAGAUGCUCACAGGCAUGUUAAGAUUGUUUUUAAGACUAAGUAAUUUAUGACCACUCAUUGCUUACAUGCUUUCUAUUUCCACAUGGUAAUGUAGUAGAAGUUAAAACUGGAUUCUAGGGUAGAAAAUCUUCUGUACUUAUCAACCUGUACGUCAAUUCUUAGAAGCCAGCAAAGUUGUUAAACACUAUCUAAAAUACCUUGAAGUUGUUGAUUACCAUCAGCAAAAGAGGAAAGAAGGAAGGCUAAUGUUUUUAUGUCUGUGUACUUUCUUUAGUUUGUAAAAACUAGCUUUCACGUACAAUCUAAAAUCUAAUAAAAAACAUCAUCU
Messenger RNA from Gallus gallus (chicken), 1308 nucleotides. It is a transcript of the gene MED1L, whose product is annotated as mediator of RNA polymerase II transcription subunit 1-like. Lineage: Eukaryota; Metazoa; Chordata; Aves; Galliformes; Phasianidae. The record is from RefSeq and is a predicted model, not a curated record. The coding region runs from base 14 to 1030 and encodes 338 amino acids. Gene Ontology annotation, cellular component: mediator complex. The transcript is spliced from 12 exons. Gene Ontology annotation, molecular function: nuclear retinoic acid receptor binding; nuclear thyroid hormone receptor binding; transcription coregulator activity. Gene Ontology annotation, biological process: cellular response to thyroid hormone stimulus; regulation of transcription by RNA polymerase II.